Messenger RNA from Ipomoea nil (Japanese morning glory), 4758 nucleotides. RefSeq lists its product as uncharacterized. The transcript is spliced from 7 exons. NCBI's taxonomy places the organism in Eukaryota, Viridiplantae, Streptophyta, Magnoliopsida, Solanales, Convolvulaceae. The record is from RefSeq and is a predicted model, not a curated record. The coding region runs from base 1 to 4758 and encodes 1585 amino acids.
AUGAACGUCUGGGGAGAUCUCAACCCGGAAGACCCCUUACUGAUGUUCCCACCAGGGUUUGAACCCCCAUUUCAGCCACAGCCCCAACCCUUUCCGCCGAAUGCGAAUGAAGUUGGUCAUCAGAACGCGGCGAAUGUUCCUCAUCAAAAUGCGAAUGAGUUUGGUCAUCAGAACGCGCCGAAUAUUCCUCAUCAGAAUGAAUUUGGUCAUCCGAACGCGCCGAAUGUUCCUCAGAAUGCGAAUGAAUUUGGUGGUCAUCAGAACGCGGCGAAUGUUCCUCAUCAGAAUGCGAAUGAGUUUGGUCAUCAGAACGCGCCGAAUAUUCCUCAUCAGAAUGAAUUUGGUCAUCUGAACGCGGCGAAUGUUCCUCAGAAUGCGAAUGAAUUUGGUGGUCAUCAGAACGCGGCGAAUGUUCCUCAUCAGAAUGCGAAUGAGUUUGGUCAUCAGAACGCGCCGAAUAUUCCUCAUCAGAAUGAAUUUGGUCAUCCGAACGCGGCGAAUGUUCCUCAGAAUGCGAAUGAAUUUGGUGGUCAUCAGAACGCGGCGAAUGUUCCUCAUCAGAAUGCGAAUGAGUUUGGUCAUCAGAACGCGCCGAAUAUUCCUCAUCAGAAUGAAUAUGGUCAUCCGAACGCGGCGAAUGUUCCUCAGAAUGCGAAUGAAUUUGGUGGUCAUCAGAACGCGGCGAAUGUUCCUCAUCAGAAUGCGAAUGAGUUUGGUCAUCAGAACGCACCGAAUAUUCCUCAUCAGAAUGAAUUUGGUCAUCCGAACGCGGCGAAUGUUCCUCAGAAUGCGAAUGAAUUUGGUGGUCAUCAGAACGCGGCAAAUGUUCCUCAUCAGAAUGCGAAUGAGUUUGGUCAUCAGAACGUGCCGAAUAUUCCUCAUCAGAAUGAAUUUGGUCAUCCGAACGCGGCGAAUGUUCCUCAGAAUGCGAAUGAAUUUGGUGGUCAUCAGAACGCGGCGAAUGUUCCUCAUCAGAAUGCGAAUGAGUUUGGUCAUCAGAACGCGCCGAAUAUUCCUCAUCAGAAUGAAUUUGGUCAUCCGAACGCGCCGAAUGUUCCUCAGAAUGCGAAUGAAUUUGGUGGUCAUCACAACGCGGCGAAUGUUCCUCAUCAGAAUGCGAUUGAGUUUGGUCAUCAGAACGCGCCGAAUAUUCCUCAUCAGAAUGAAUUUGGUCAUCCGAACGCGCCGAAUGUUCCUCAGAAUGCGAAUGAAUUUGGUGGUCAUCAGAACGCGGCGAAUAACGCGCCGAAUAUUCCUCAUCAGAAUGAAUUUGGUCAUCCGAACGCGGCGAAUGUUCCUCAGAAUGCGAAUGAAUUUGGUGGUCAUCAGAACGCGGCGAAUGUUCCUCAUCAGAAUGCGAAUGAGUUUGGUCAUCAGAACGCGCCGAAUAUUCCUCAUCAGAAUGAAUUUGGUCAUCCGAACGCGCCGAAUGUUCCUCAGAAUGCGAAUGAAUUUGGUGGUCAUCAGAACGCGGCGAAUGUUCCUCAUCAGAAUGCGAAUGAGUUUUGUCAUCAGAACGCGCCGAAUAUUCCUCAUCAGAAUGAAUUUGGUCAUCCGAACGCGCCGAAUGUUCCUCAGAAUGCGAAUGAAUUUGGUGGUCAUCAGAACGCGGCGAAUGUUCCUCAUCAGAAUGCAAAUGAGUUUGGUCAUCAGAACGCGCCGAAUAUUCCUCAUCAGAAUGAAUUUGGUCAUCCGAACGCGCCGAAUGUUCCUCAGAAUGCGAAUGAAUUUGGUGGUCAUCAGAACGCGGCGAAUGUUCCUCAUCAGAAUGCGAAUGAGUUUGGUCAUCAGAACGCGCCGAAUAUUCCUCAUCAGAAUGAAUUUGGUCAUCCGAACGCGCCGAAUGUUCCUCAGAAUGCGAAUGAAUUUGGUGGUCAUCAGAACGCGGCGAAUGUUCCUCAUCAGAAUGCGAAUGAGUUUGGUCAUCAGAACGCGCCGAAUAUUCCUCAUCAGAAUGAAUUUAGUCAUCAGAACGCGGCGAAUGUUCCUCAGAAUGCGAAUGAAUUUGGUGGUCAUCAGAACGCGGCGAAUGUUCCUCAUCAGAAUGCAAAUGAGUUUGGUCAUCAGAACGCGCCGAAUAUUCCUCAUCAAAAUGAAUUUGGUCAUCCGAACGCGGCGAAUGUUCCUCAGAAUGCGAAUGAAUUUGGUGGUCAUCAGAACGCGGCGAAUGUUCCUCAUCAGAAUGCGAAUGAGUUUGGUCAUCAGAACGCGCCGAAUAUUCCUCAUCAGAAUGAAUUUGGUCAUCCGAACGCGCCGAAUGUUCCUCAGAAUGCUAAUGAAUUUGGUGGUCAUCAGAACGCGGCGAAUGUUCCUCAUCAGAAUGCGAAUGAGUUUAGUCAUCAGAACGCGCCGAAUAUUCCUCAUCAGAAUGAAUUUGGUCAUCCGAACGCGGCGAAUUUUCCUCAUCAGAAUGCGAAUGAAUUUGGUGGUCAUCAGAACGCGGCGAAUGUUCCUCAUCAGAAUGCGAAUGAGUUUGGUCAUCAGAACGCGCCGAAUAUUCCUCAUCAGAAUGAAUUUGGUCAUCCGAACGCGCCGAAUGUUCCUCAGAAUGCGAAUGAAUUUGGUGGUCAUCAGAACGCGGCGAAUGUUCCUCAUCAGAAUGCGAAUGAGUUUUGUCAUCAGAACGCGCCGAAUAUUCCUCAUCAGAAUGAAUUUGGUCAUCCGAACGCGCCGAAUGUUCCUCAGAAUGCGAAUGAAUUUGGUGGUCAUCAGAACGCGGCGAAUGUUCCUCAUCAGAAUGCGAAUGAGUUUGGUCAUCAGAACGCGCCGAAUAUUCCUCAUCAGAAUGAAUUUGGUCAUCCGAACGCGGCGAAUGUUCCUCAGAAUGCGAAUGAAUUUGGUGGUCAUCAGAACGCGGCGAAUGUUCCUCAUCAGAAUGCGAAUGAGUUAGGUCAUCAGAACGCGCCGAAUAUUCCUCAUCAGAAUGAAUUUGGUCAUCCGAACGCGGCGAAUGUUCCUCAGAAUGCGAAUGAAUUUGGUGGUCAUCAGAACGCGGCGAUUGUUCCUCAUCAGAAUGCGAAUGAGUUUGGUCAUCAGAACGCGCCGAAUAUUCCUCAUCAGAAUGAAUUUGGUCAUCCGAACGCGGCGAAUGUUCCUCAGAAUGCGAAUGAAUUUGGUGGUCAUCAGAACGCGGCAAAUGUUCCUCAUCAGAAUGCGAAUGAGUUUGGUUAUCAGAACGUGCCGAAUAUUCCUCAUCAGAAUGAAUUUGGUCAUCCGAACGCGGCGAAUGUUCCUCAGAAUGCGAAUGAAUUUAGUGGUCAUCAGAACGCGGCGAAUAUUCCUCAUCAGAAUGCGAAUGAGUUUGGUCAUCAGAACGCGCCGAAUAUUCCUCAUCAGAAUGAAUUUGGUCAUCCGAACGCGCCGAAUGUUCCUCAGAAUGCGAAUGAAUUUGGUGGUCAUCAGAACGCGGCGAAUAAUGCGAAUGAGUUUGGUCAUCAGAACGCGCCGAAUAUUCCUCAUCAGAAUGAAUUUGGUCAUCCGAACGCGCCGAAUGUUCCUCAGAAUGCGAAUGAAUUUGGUGGUCAUCAGAACGCGGCGAAUGUUCCUCAUCAGAAUGCGAAUGAGUUUGGUCAUCAGAACGCGCCGAAUAUUCCUCAUCAGAAUGAAUUUGGUCAUCCGAACGCGCCGAAUGUUCCGCAGAAUGCGAAUGAAUUUGGUGGUCAUCAGAACGCGGCGAAUGUUCCUCAUCAGAAUGCGAAUGAGUUUGGUCAUCAGAACGCGCCGAAUAUUCCUCAUCAGAAUGAAUUUGGUUAUCCGAACGCGCCGAAUGUUCCUCAGAAUGCGAAUGAAUUUGGUGGUCAUCACAACGCGGCGAAUGUUCCUCAUCAGAAUGCGAUUGAGUUUGGUCAUCAGAACGCGCCGAAUAUUCCUCAUCAGAAUGAAUUUGGUCAUCCGAACGCGCCGAAUAACGCGCCGAAUAUUCCUCAUCAGAAUGAAUUUGGUCAUCCGAACGCGGCGAAUGUUCCUCAGAAUGCGAAUGAAUUUGGUGGUCAUCAGAACGCGGCGAAUGUUCCUCAUCAGAAUGCGAAUGAGUUUGGUCAUCAGAACGCGCCGAAUAUUCCUCAUCAGAAUGAAUUUGGUCAUCCGAACGCGCCGAAUGUUCCUCAGAAUGCGAAUGAAUUUGGUGGUCAUCAGAACGCGGCGAAUGUUCCUAACGCGGCGAAUGUUCCUCAUCAGAAUGCGAAUGAGUUUGGUCAUCAGAACGCGGCGAAUGUUCCUCAUCAGAAUGCGAAUGAGUUUGGUCAUCAGAACGCGCCGAAUAUUCCUCAGAAUGCGCCAAAUGGGAAUCAAUUUCCUCAGCCGAAUGGGCCUAACGGAUUUCAUGAUCAUGGGCCGAAUGGGCCACUCCAUCCGGACUUUAAUUUGCCUGAGCGAAUGAUUCAAAUAGAGUACGGUGGGGAAAUUAUCAGAUUUCCGCUUGAGGUAGUCAGUAUGGAGAAUUUAAGGAAAUCGGUCGUAUUGAGGUUGGCUCCCCUUGCUGUUUGCUAUUUGAAGUUCUAUUAUGAGGAUGGUGGCCAGCUAAUCAGGAUUGCCUGCGACUAUGACCUACAAUAUUUUAUCCUUAAUAGAGAAAAGCUCGUGGGUAUCAUCCGGCUUGGAAUUAGGGAAAGCACAAUGCUUCGUACUCGUUUGCGUGUUGGUAUAGUACAAUUGGAGAUCAUCCUCGAUGAUGCCUAUGCCUAUGGCGAUGGCCACACUGGCAGGAAACUGUCUCUUUUCCUUGCGCUUCGUCAAUUUGCUCCGAUGAAUGCUUCUUGA